This is a messenger RNA of Syzygium oleosum, 3649 nucleotides long. RefSeq names its product rho GTPase-activating protein REN1. The record is from RefSeq and is a predicted model, not a curated record. Bases 98 to 3103 code for a protein of 1001 amino acids. Gene Ontology annotation, biological process: signal transduction. NCBI's taxonomy places the organism in Eukaryota, Viridiplantae, Streptophyta, Magnoliopsida, Myrtales, Myrtaceae. The transcript is spliced from 23 exons.
GUCGUCGACGCCGCGGGGGCGUUCGGCGUCGUCCCGGUGACGGGGGGAACCUGCAUUGUUGUUGUUGUCGUCGUCGUCGAGGAGCUCUGACGCGGGAAUGCUGGUUGUUGCAGAACGAGCGGCGUCCGUCGGUGAGGAUCGCGCCCCCUCCUUGCUGCUCCCCCCCCCCCCCCGCCGUCCUCCGCGACUCGUCUCCGAUGUCAUGACUACUCGGAACGGCGAACCUUCUCAGGGAGAGGGCGGUGUUCCUCCGCCUCCGCCCAUGCCUCCGCCCGGACCGCCGCUGAAUCAACCGACUUCUCGCACGGGCAAUAAGGUUUUUAAGAGCGGGCCGCUAUUUUUGUCAUCCAAAGGUAUUGGAUGGACAUCGUGGAAAAAGAGGUGGUUUAUACUAACACGUACCUCCCUGGUCUUCUUUCGGAGUGAUCCGAGUGCCAUACCCCAGAAAGGAAGUGAAGUGAAUCUGACCCUUGGUGGUAUUGACCUCAACAAUUCAGGCAGUGUGGUUGUCAAAGCAGAUAAAAAGCUAUUAACGGUGCUUUUUCCUGAUGGUCGAGAUGGACGGGCCUUUACACUUAAGGCUGAAACUUUGGAGGAUUUAUAUGAGUGGAAGACUGCCCUCGAGAACGCAUUGGCUGAAGCACCGAAUGCGGCUCUUGUAAUGGGACAGAACGGAAUCUUUCGAAGUGAUCAGGCUGGUGCACCUGAUGGCUCUCUGGAACAAUUAAAGGACAGAAAGAUCAUAAAAUCAAUGGUUGUUGGUCGGCCCGUUUUACUUGCGUUGGAAGAAGUUGAUGGGACUCCAUCGUUCUUGGAAAAAGCUCUUAGAUUCAUAGAAGAGCAUGGGAUUAAAAUAGAAGGGAUCUUGCGACAGGCUGCAGAUGUCGAUGAUGUUGAGCACCGAAUUCGAGAAUAUGAGCAGGGAAGUACUGAGUUUUCCGCAGAGGAGGAUGCACAUGUUAUUGCUGAUUGCAUCAAGUAUGUCCUCCGCGAGUUGCCAUCAUCUCCAGUUCCUGCAUCAUGCUGUAAUGCAUUACUGGAAGCCUGCCGAACUGAUCGCGAUAUACGAGUCAAUGCAAUGCGCACAGCAAUUUGUGAAACAUUCCCAGAACCAAAUCGGCGCCUAUUGCAGAGAAUACUUAUGAUGAUGCAAACUGUAGCUUCUCAUAAGGCCGAGAACAGAAUGAGUUCUUCAGCUGUGGCAGCUUGUAUGGCUCCUUUGCUUUUGCGUCCUCUUCUAGCUGGCGACUGUGAGCUUGAAAAUGAUUUUGAUGUCGGUGGUGAUGGUUCUGCUCAACUUCUUCAAGCAGCUGCUGCAGCAAACCAUGCUCAAGCAAUUGUUAUAACUCUUCUAGAGGAGUAUGACAAGAUAUUUGGGGAACAUGCUCUAUCUCCUGAUAUAUACUCUGACUCAGAAGAGAGCGGAAGUGAGAGCGAGGAGGAAACUGAUGAUGAUGGAUCCUAUGAGGAUGAUGAACAUGGUGAUGUAACCCAAGAUUCUGAAUUGGAAUCUGAAGAUGAUCUGGCACAUACAUCGAAUGAAAGCCACAGCGGCAGUGACGAGGAUGGGGAAUAUGCUUUCAGUAACAAAACUGAUGGAGCUAAUGCUCAACAUGACAAGGUAUCUGAUAGUUGUACCCCACAUUCCUAUUCUCCACAAGCAGUUGCUAAUUCUAAUGAAAAAGAGAAGCUAUCACAAAAUUCACCUAAGACCUUACCAUCCCAAAAUGAGAAACCACUGGGGAGUGAGCACACUGAUAACCAGCUAGAUAACUGUGGCCCAUCACGGAAGGAUGAUGAAUUUUAUCAAGCACCGGUGGAUGAUUUUGCAGAAAUAAAUUUUCCUGGAAAGUCGGCCGAUCAUGGUCCAUUGUCCAAUAUGAAGAAAUCAACAACUAUAUCCAGUGGGACUGUCCGUAGUGUUAGGCGUCCCGCUGUUUGGGGACGUACUCCUGGCAAAAAGAAUCUAUCCAUGGAAUCCAUCGACUGUGACCUUAUUGAUGAAGUUGAAAUCCAGAGGCUUGAGGUUACAAAGCUUGACUUGCAAGACAGAAUUGCAGAAGAGGCCAAGGAGAAUUCAGUUCUUCAGGCAGAUUUAGAAAAACAGAAGAAAGCAUUGCAUAAGCGUCGUCAGGCUCUUGAGCAAGAUGUGGCAAGACUGCAGGAACAGUUACAGAAGGAAAGAGAUCUGAGAAAAGCCUUGGAAGCAGGGCUUAAAGUAACUAGGGUGCCCGUCCCUGUUGAAGCGAAUAUCAAUGAAAAGACAAAGGCAGAUCUUGAAGAUUUAGCUCGGACAGAGGUAGACAUCACCAAUUUGAAGCAAAAGGUUGAUGAUCUUGGAGUAGAGCUUGACAAAGAACGUGAAAAGAACUAUCAUUCAAUGCAAGAUUUAGGCGAUCAACAAUAUAAAAGUGGAGAUGACGGUGUGAAAGUGAGGAAUACACAGGGCGACAUUAAGAAUCCAGAGAGUUCAUAUCUUGCUGGAAGGUCCACGUCCACAAAGGACUCGAGUUUGGAUGGCAUGCAUACAGAGAAUGAGAGUAAGGAAGAGUCAACAUCUUCAUCAAAUAAUCAUCAACCUUUAAGUCAGCAGCCAUAUUCAGCAUAUAAUAGCAGAUCCAGGUACAUGGGCCAGCCAGCCAAUUCUCAAGCUGCAGAUUCAGCAGCAGGAAGGCCUCUUGCUCCAGCAUCAUCAAAGAGGUCUGGUACAAGGAAUGAGGGACCGAACUCGACAACUUCCGCAUUGUCAAAGUUGACUACUCGACUGAACUUCUUAAAAGAGCGGCGUACUCAGAUUGCCAAUGAGCUCCAGAACAUGGACAAAGGUCGAGGUUCCUCUCCAGCUGUGGAGGUUCUAGAAAAAGGUAGAGCAUCGGAAUCUCAAUCUGCAGAGAUUCCUGGUACAGAAUCAGAUGGUUCUUCUAGGUCAAUUCAGGACCCGGGAGAUGGGUUGGGGAGAGAAAAUACUUCACUAAAUCGUGAGAAAUACAAGAAUAUAACUAGUCAGGAUGCCGACAGAGGAACAAGAUUAGAAGGCGAGCCAUCACAAAACACAAGCAGAAAUCGGGAAUCAGAUGUCUCUUCAAGGACAGGUCCUAGAUGAUGUAGUGUUACCGUUUGAUAACAUGGCGCCAAACUCGCUGCUUUCAUUAACAUCCAAGUUUAACUGGGCAUUGGUUUUUGGGCACUAACAUGAGGAAGUAGGACGCCUACACCACGAGGUUAGGAUCCAUGUCAACGUUUUAGGAGAAGGCAAAGACCCGGGAAUGUGCUCCCAAAAAGCUGAAGACAAUACGAAAGUCCGAGGCUCCUUUGGGAACCUGCAGGCCGAAUUCAAGUAUUAAAGGUACCAUCAUUCAUCUUCCAGGAACAUCAGAUUGAGCCGAUGACUUCAUAGCGUCGAUCCUUGCUACUACUUCUGCUAAUCGUUUUUGGUCAUUUUUUUUUAUGUGACUCUGAAUCUAGAAAGUGUACUGCAAAAUCUCGAACGUGCAUGGCAUUAAAUUUCCCGAGAGGUCACGCGCAAUCAGAGAAAUUCUGCUCGUUUCGCUCUCUUUCGAUUUAGAAUCUGUCUAAGCAUAUACACUACUUGAAUCGACUUAAUGUUUUCCUUUCUUUUUCCUAUUCAAAACUGUUGACAUGUUUUUCC